CCGCCUUUUCCUCAUAAACAUCCUUUGCACAAAGAAAUAACAAUUUACUAAUUAUUUACAAAGGAGUUACGGCAUUUUUUGGGUGAUUUAGUUUCGAAACAUCUGAGCAGUGCGGUGUGAACAGUGUAUGUGGGCUUUCGCGCCGAAGAACAGCGAUUUUGGCGUUUAUAUGUGAUUACACGUGUGUGAACACUUUAGUGCACUUUAUAGUUAUAUAAAAAAACGAUACAAAAUUAAGUGAUAAAAUGGUUUAUGAGUCGUUAACCGCACCUUUACGAUGGUGUUGUACUUAACAAUCGGAAGUUUUUGCUCUCUAUGAUGCAGUUUGCGUAUUGAUCAAUGAAUGCGGAAGCGGUCGAAAUCAGAAUUGCUUCUACAAUCAAAUCUGAUAAUAUUGCAAAUACAGUUGAACCUAGCAAAACGAUGAAUUGUGUACAGUUCGCAGUGUAGUGUUUGUGUACGAAUAGUUUUUGAUCCAUCAUUAUUAUUUCGAAAAAACUGUGAAGUUAUUCAAAAAUAUGACGAGCGGAGAAAGUCCGGACGUAUCAUCGAAACCUGUCGCAGGGCAAAUCCCUAAUAAUGUGAUGGGGAAAGGAAGUGCUGGUGCCAGUGGUAGCAACGUAAUUGCUAAGCAAUGGUGGAAGGUCUGUUUCCUGUAUGGCAAUCAAGAGAAAUACUAUCGUCAAAUUUAUGGCAAAGCAGCUUCGGAACGAUUGGCCGCAUCGAACAAUCAUCAAAAGGCUAGUUAUGGCAAUUAUUCGGAAAACAUAGCCCAUACCGCUUCUGAAUCUCCUACCAACAACUCAGAUGUGAUCCAACAGGAGUAUUAUUAUUCUGAACAAGCUGCUAUCGCGUUAGGUGGACAUCGGCCGCAUGUUCUUGAGGGAUCUCCUGUUGUAAAAUCGUCCUCCUUCCACAUGAGCGAAGCGGUACCUGAGAUAACAACUGACGUGGUCGCCACUGGAAAUCAAAAUACUACAUCGAUUCUCCCGGGAAUAUUAAGAAAACGAGUAACGCUGCUGGAUGAAUCAUUUCUCCUCGGUGGUAAUGUGGUUAAUGAGCGUGGUAAUGAGCGUAAUGGCAUCCGCGGUGUUUGCGAGGAAGUUUGUGAAGAGCUGGAAGUUGAUGAACAGCGUUCAGAUAGUGGAAUCAACGUGGACGCUAGGCAACUAUCGCCAGCCACGGAUAUAGAUCAUCGACGUGAAAGCGAGCAUCGUCCAGGAAUAAAACGAACAUUCUACCUGAGCGGCGAGGAUUUACAAUUGCUAAACGAUGACCACAAACAACAACGUGUAUCUGAUCUUAUGAAUUAUCAGGUUGGGAUUCCAUGUUCCGAUGGAAUCGUAUGCAACGAUGUCCUUUCGAGCAAUAAUCAACAUCAAAAAAAGGAUUCUAACAUUUCAUCAACCGCUACCAAUGCAAAAUACAACGAACAUGUAGCACAAUUUUUGCACAAAGCAGUUCAAAUGUCGUACUCAUACCAAAAAUCUCAACCACCGGUCCAGCAUCAUCAGCAACCGUCGCAAGCUAAACCAUCUUUCCUGCAAUUCGAUGGUAGCCGUAAUCCGAUGCAAACCCCUCAGUCACCUUUACUUUACGGUUGCAGCGAUGCCAAUGCGCUUUUACCAGCGCUUGAACCACAACAAUCUGUAAACCAAUAUCAAUAUACGCAGCAACCAGCAGGUGGGAUGAGCAUGCAACAUCAACAACAACCCGGUAUGGCCUAUGCUCAUUCAAGUGUCGCCAUUGGGAAAGACUCCUUUAUGCUACCACCGCUGCAGUCGAGGUCCGAUGGUCUACCUGCUCCUACUUCUUGUAACACAACCACAAACGCUCCUUCGAACCGCUCCGCUGUAUACCAGCAAAAUCAGCCUUAUCCGUCGAUUGCACCAUCUGAGUAUCCGUACAGUUUGCUACCACCAUCAACGGCAGCAUUGAUUGCACCUCCGGUACCCCAACAUGUAUCUUCCGUUCCCGUAGCCAGUUUUCCUGUGAAUCAACACGCAUCUCACUUGCGUGGACCAGUUAUGGGAACAAGUGGCUCACCGGUUCAUGCUGCAACGAAUGCUGGAGCUGGAGCAGGAGGUCCAGCAAUUGCUGCAACAGUCGGACAAGCGGCGCUCGUUGGAGGGAUGGCAGGAGCUCAUAACUACUCGCAGUCGGAUGAUGAUAGUGGCUGCGCUCUCGAAGAGUAUACUUGGGUUCCACCAGGUUUGCGACCGGACCAGGUCCAUUUGUAUUUUUCUGCUAUUCCGGAAGAUAAAGUACCGUAUGUGAACAGUAUUGGUGAAAGACACCGUGUUCGGCAAUUGCUCCAACAACUUCCUCCCCACGAUAACGAGGUCCGAUACUGUCAUUCGCUAACCGAUGAAGAACGCAAAGAACUUAAGCUUUUUUCCGCACAACGCAAGCGCGAAGCUCUAGGUAGAGGCACGGUGAAGCAAAUAAAUUCUGCACUGUUGUGUGAGAGGUGUGGUGAAAUGGCAUCAUCCGGCGAUAUGAUGGUAUUUGCGUCACGAUUCGAAACAAACACUUGUUGGCAUCCAGCUUGUUUUACUUGUUGCGUAUGCAAAGAGCUAUUAGUCGAUCUUAUAUAUUUUCACCGUGAAGGACGUCUUUACUGCGGCAGACAUCAUGCAGAAACGCUCAAGCCACGGUGUUCGGCUUGUGAUGAGAUUAUCCUGGCCGAUGAAUGCACAGAAGCUGAAGGACGUGCUUGGCACAUCAAGCAUUUUGCCUGCUUCGAAUGCGAGAAACAAUUAGGAGGACAACGAUACAUCAUGCGGGAUGGAAAGCCAUACUGUCUACAUUGCUUCGAUGCCAUGUUUGCAGAAUAUUGUGAUUUCUGUAGCGAACCUAUAGGAGUUGAUCAAGGCCAAAUGAGCCACGAUGGACAACACUGGCACGCCACGGAACACUGUUUUGCUUGUAGUACGUGCCGUUGCUCACUACUGGGACGACCAUUCUUGCCAAGGCGCGGAGAAAUUUAUUGCUCUAUAGCAUGUAGCAAAGGAGAACCCCCAACGCCAUCGGAAUGUUCAAUGCCCAAUGUUCGCCAAGAUCGCUCAACACUAGCAAGCGGCGUUGAGCGAUGUAUGAGGAAUUUUCCCAGCCAGCCAAAGCCUCUCGAGCCAUUGAAAAACCAAGAAGAUGCGCCACAUCAACCCUCAGAAAUAACUCCAAUGACGAUUAUUAGUAGCGAGCAUAACUUUGACGAUAAUGGUAACGAUGAGAUGACUGUUUCUUGUUAUACUGCAGCUACUACAGCAACCUCAAUGUCUGCUGCCACAGGAAAUACUAGUGCAACUCUUGCGACAAUAACUACGAACACAACCGGCACCAGUGACUCAUCUACAGCUUUAAGAGACGUCGCACAUGUGCAAUGCGUGGAUAAUCAAGAUGGUGAUGAAUCAAGUAGGCAUCGUUCCAAUGCCAAUUCAAACAGGAACCGUAUCCCACAAUGUUCACCGGAGCUAAAUCGAUUACUCCAAAAAGAUCGAUGCAGACAACCUUUUGAUUUGACCGAUCUUGGACAAAGUCUAGAACAGCACUGGCAAAUUGACCGUACCGGGAGUGAAAUAGCCGUUUCACAAACAUUUGCAGCAGAUUGCACCUCUGGAGUAGCUUUGCAAACAAAUAACAUUGCCGGUGUUACACCAAUUUUAACAUCAUCAAUGCCUGAACUAGCCAGAUGUGUACAAAUUGCAUCAACAUACCUCAGUGAUACCGGUAGCCCGAUUCCAAUCGAAGAUAAUUCCGCUAUCCGUACAGAAUAUGCAGACGAACACAGCCAAAAUGCUUCAGAUGCCUCACACUCGAUCGUGGAGCUUCCAACACCACCACCUAUUGUGAUCAAAAAAGAAGUUCGUUUCGAAGGAGACUUUCAAGAUUCUCUUCCUCGAACGAAGAGCAGUUGCUCACGUGGAGGACAACGGAAUCGUGUUUCAAAAUCAUCUAAAAAGAAAUCAGGUAAUGACCGCCAAGAUAACUCUUCAGUUCGGAGGCACCAUCAUCGGUCAGAACAGCAAACUCGCCAUGAGCGCAGUUCGUCUCGACGCUCGCCUAGGCGUCGUCGCGAUUUGGUGGAUCAACGUAGAAGCUACCCUUCUGAUGAUGAUGAUCUAGCAGUAGAAGAGACUGAUCACAAGCGGAAGCAUUACCGAGAUGAGCAACAACAGCAUGCCGCAGAUACAGAUACACAAAGUUUAUGCUCAACGUGUUCAUCCAGCUCCUCCAGUGCUGAUGACGAUGUCUAUGAACUACCGCUUCGGCGUACUUCCUACGGAGGAACAAGAAUGCACUACAUGCCAAACAACUCGUUGGCUUGUGCGCGGAAACGCAAACAGCUUCAAUUGGCUGCCACUAACAGUAAUGCGCUGCAUGAAAAGGACAAUAAAAAUUGUAUCAUAUCGUAAGUAUCAAAUCAAUGAGACAUAAAUUGAAUCUCUGAAUUCAAAUUUAAGAUUAUCUUUAAAAAACAAGCAAUAAAGUAGAAAUUUUUGAACAAUU
Messenger RNA from Anopheles aquasalis, 4509 nucleotides. Its product is annotated as protein prickle-like. Gene Ontology annotation, molecular function: zinc ion binding. NCBI's taxonomy places the organism in Eukaryota, Metazoa, Arthropoda, Insecta, Diptera, Culicidae. The record is from RefSeq and is a predicted model, not a curated record.